Molecule: messenger RNA, 2451 nt
Organism: Cicer arietinum (chickpea)
Lineage: Eukaryota; Viridiplantae; Streptophyta; Magnoliopsida; Fabales; Fabaceae
Gene: PRR59A
Product: two-component response regulator-like PRR59a
Biological process (GO): phosphorelay signal transduction system; cytokinin-activated signaling pathway
Molecular function (GO): protein binding
Source: RefSeq, a predicted model, not a curated record
CCAUUUAUAUUGCUUUUUUCUUUUUCGUGUCUUUUUAUUAUUCACAAUCCAAAUUAGGAUAUUUGUGUUUGUUGUGCUGAGGUUUUGGUUUCACGAACAAAGAUUCUGAUGCUAUAUUGGAUCGAUUAUUAUUAUUAUUAUUAUUAAAUUGAAAAACAUGGGUGAGGUAGUAAGGAGAAGAGAGAAGGAAGAUGAGAAGUUGAGGGAAGAGGAAGAGAGUGGAGCUGAGAGUAGAGGUGGUGAAAUGAAAGGGCUUAUGAGGUGGGAGAAAUUUUUGCCGAGGAUGGUUUUGAGGGUGCUUUUGGUGGAAGCUGAUGAUUCCACAAGACAGAUUAUAACAGCACUUCUCAGAAAAUGUAACUAUAAAGUUGCUGCUGUUGCUGAUGGCUUGAAGGCAUGGGAAAUACUAAAGGGAAGACCAGGCAGUAUCGAUCUAAUACUUACAGAAGUCGAUUUGCCAUCCAUAUCUGGCUAUGCACUUCUCACAUUAAUUAUGGAGCAUGAUAGUUGCAAAAGCAUCCCUGUCAUAAUGAUGUCCUCGCAAGAUUCGGUCAGCACAGUAUACAAAUGCAUGUUGAGAGGUGCAGCUGACUAUCUUGUUAAGCCUAUUAGAAUAAAUGAACUGAGGAAUUUGUGGCAGCAUGUUUGGAGAAGACAAUCACAGUCAAACACCGGCGUAAAUGGACCUCAAGAUGAAAGUGAUGCACAGCAAAAGGUUGAAGCCACCGCUGAAAACAACGCUGCUAGUAAUCAUUCUGGCGGCGGUGCUGCUUGCAUUCAAAGAAAUAAGGAAUUAAUUGAGAAAGGAAGUGAUGCACAGAGCUCUUGUACAAAGCCCAACAUGGAAGCUGAGAGUGGCAGCCUGGUCGAUAUCGCACAGGAAUUUUCUCCGACGAAAUGUGCUGAAGCAUAUCCAAGUGGAAUACAGACACAUGAAGUUGACAUUCAAUUAGGCCAAGCAUCGACCCCGCAGGACAAUCACGAUAGAGGAUUAAGUGUGGCUAACUGCAAAAAUGGUGAGACAAACACAAAUAAUGACAAGGAUGGUGAUGAUCCUAGCAUCAGUGGUGAGGUUCAUGACAAUCAUUAUGAUCAAACUGACUCUUCUAAGGAAGCUAUUGAUUUGAUUGGAGCAUUUCGUAGUCGUCCAAAUUGCGGUCUCAAUAAUUCAUCAACUGAUUGCACAGGCAAAUUUGAAUAUUCUCCACAGCUUGAUCUUUCUCUGAGAAGCUCUCAUCACAGCAACUUUGAGAAGGAACUCAACGAAGAAAGGCAUACGCUUAUGCAUUCUAAUGCUUCAGCUUUCAAGCGGUAUACUAACAGACAAUUGCAAGCGUCACCUGCAGUAGUAUUAAACUUCCCUGAUCAACAAAGAGAACAAAAAAUAAAUAAUGAGAACCAUAUUGCAGCUGGUUGCAACUCAGAUAGUUCAAUACCAAGUAAGCAAAAAUGUAUUGUAUCUCCAGCCACAGCCCAAUCAAAAGAAUCCGAACUCGCAACUUCACAUUCCCAACAAGGGCAUUCUCUCCCAAUUCCUGUAAAAGGUGUAAGGUUCAAUGACCUAUGCAUGGCCUAUGGUUCUGCGCUUCCUCCAGGGUUUCGUACGCAGUCUGGUCCACCAUCAACGCCAGGUUCAGUUACGAUUCUUGAACCAAACUUUCAAGCAGAAGCAUUUUAUCAGUCAAAUGGUAAAGAAAAUAAUGCAGAACAACCUUAUGAACCUCGUCAUUCAAAUGGAAACAACGCCCGGAACCAAAUUGUCUACACACAGGAACACAAGUCAGAACAUGCAGAGGAUCAAAGACUUAUCUCCCCUACAACUGAUCAAAGCGUAUCAAGUAGUUUCUGUAAUGGAAAUGCAAGCCAUCUUAACAGCAUUGGUUAUGGAAGUAAUUGUGGAAGUAAUAGCAAUGUUGAACAAGUUGCUACUUUCAGAACAGCAACAGUUUCGGAGGGUAAGAAUGAAGAACUCACAAACAGCGGAUAUUCUCAUCGAUCUAUCCUAAGAGAAGCAGCACUAAACAAGUUCCGGUUGAAACGAAAAGAGAGAUGUUAUGAGAAAAAGGUUCGAUAUGAGAGCCGGAAGAAACUAGCAGAACAGCGUCCUAGAGUGAAAGGACAAUUCGUUCGACAAGUGAAUCCUGAAUCUAUUGCUGCAGAAAAAGAUGGAAAUGAAUACUGAUCAUUAGCAGAUAUGUGACUCAGUGGAGAGGAUAGCAUACUUUGUUGGCAUUAGUUGCUUCAAAAUUUUGUUUUCUUGACUCCUUAAAUACCACAAGUAUCACUUGAUCUGUAUAUGCUUUCUAAAACCAUUUUUCUCUUUUGCAUUUUCUCUAGGUCCUGAUGUAUAUUUAAUAAUAACCUGAUAUACUGUUGUAAUUUUAUACAGUUUUAUAGAGACCUUCGAGUGUGAUUGUUUGAUUUUUUUAAGGAAUUGUUUACUUACUAGGA